CCCCAAACAAACAUUAUUCUUCAUUUUCCACCCAAAUCCAUCCUCUCUCUUCUUCUUCUUCCAUUCUUCUAUUUAAUUCAAGAUGUCCACAGAACUCGAUCUCCGACGGACAUUGUUGGAGAUCGUCCGUCGUCCGCCGAUCAAGCUUCAAAUUCCACCGCCGACGACGUCGACGUCAGUAAUGGCGGGCGGCGAUCACGGGGGGGUGAUAAUUCAGAAAGAUCGAGUAGACGAGGAGGACGGGGGAGCGGAAGAAUUGAGUUGCCGUACACCGACGUCGGCGGAGAACAAGAUUCCGGCGGUGGAACAAUGUCCGCCGGCGCCACGGAAGCGGAAGAGACCGCCGAGUUGUAGAAGGAGAUUAAUGGAGCUUGAAUUUGUGGAGAUCGUGCAUAGAGAUGAAAUUGAACCGUAUUUAAAUUCGAGUUUUGAUCAUGAAGACAGAGUAAGAAAAUCUGCUAAACGAAGCUUCUGCGAGUGUAAAUGAAAUUGUUCGAUGCAUUAUUACUUUUUCACUAAAUCGCCAUUGUUAACCUUCUUCUUCUUACUUUUCUUUCUUUUUGACUUCUUCUUCUUACACCUUGAAUUAAUUAAUGUACAAUUUUCCUCUCAAGCUAAUUAUGUAAAACGAAUUAUCAUUACUACACGUUUUUACGUUGGAUUUAUGUAAAUUGAAUUUAAUUUCAGAUCCAAUUUGGAAGUUAAUUCAAUGAAAUGAAUUAACAGUUGAGAAUUUCAGGGAA
This is a messenger RNA of Cucumis sativus (cucumber), 743 nucleotides long. RefSeq names its product cyclin-dependent protein kinase inhibitor SMR1. The coding region runs from base 83 to 487 and encodes 134 amino acids. The record is from RefSeq and is a predicted model, not a curated record. NCBI's taxonomy places the organism in Eukaryota, Viridiplantae, Streptophyta, Magnoliopsida, Cucurbitales, Cucurbitaceae. The transcript has a single exon. Gene Ontology annotation, biological process: regulation of DNA endoreduplication.